GAUGGCGCUGCUCGCGAUACAUUCUUGGCGUUGGGCAGCCGCGGCGGCUGCUUUCGAAAAGCGCCGGUAUUCCGCGAUUCUGAUCCGGUCUCUAGGCUAUGUUCGUCGCUCAGAUCCGCGGUGGCUGUCACAUCAUCGCGGCGCCUCAGGAAACGCUCGAAUCUACCAGGUCCCAGAGUCAUUAAGAAAUGCUACAUGGCAGAGAUGGGGAAGAGACAAUUCAAGACUGUUAUUAGAUGCUACAAAGGCUCUCCAGACAUGGCCACUGAUAGAAAAGAGGAAAUGUUGGCAUGGUCACGCUGGUGGAGGACUCCACACAGACCCUAAAGAAGGGUUAAAAGAUGUUGAUACUCGGAAAAUCAUAAAAGCAAUGCUUUCAUAUGUAUGGCCCAAAGACAGACCAGAUCUACGAGCUAGAGUUGCCAUUUCCUUAGGAUUUUUGGGUGGUGCAAAGGCCAUGAAUAUUGUGGUUCCCUUCAUGUUUAAAUAUGCUGUAGACAGCCUCAACCAGAUGUCGGGAAACAUGCUGAACCUGAGUGAUGCACCAAAUACAGUUGCAACCAUGGCAACAGCAGUUCUGAUUGGUUAUGGUGUAUCAAGAGCUGGAGCUGCCUUUUUUAAUGAAGUUCGAAAUGCAGUAUUUGGAAAAGUAGCCCAAAAUUCAAUUCGAAGAAUAGCCAAAAAUGUCUUUCUCCAUCUUCACAACCUGGAUCUGGGUUUCCACCUGAGCAGACAAACAGGAGCUUUAUCUAAGGCUAUUGACAGAGGGACAAGGGGUAUCAGUUUUGUCCUGAGUGCUUUGGUAUUUAAUCUUCUCCCCAUCAUGUUUGAAAUGACACUUGUCAGUAGUGUUUUGUAUUACAAAUGUGGUGCCCAGUUUGCAUUGGUAACCCUAGGAACACUUGGUGCAUACACAGCAUUCACAGUUGCAGUCACACGGUGGAGAACUAGAUUUAGAAUAGAAAUGAACAAAGCGGAUAAUGAUGCAGGUAAUGCUGCUAUAGACUCACUGCUGAAUUAUGAAACUGUGAAGUAUUUUAAUAAUGAAAAAUAUGAAGCACAGAGAUAUGAUGGAUUUUUGAAGACAUAUGAGACUGCUUCAUUGAAAAGUACCUCUACUCUGGCUAUGCUGAACUUUGGCCAAAGUGCUAUUUUCAGUGUUGGCUUAACAGCUAUAAUGGUGCUUGCCAGUCAGGGAAUUGUGGCAGGUACCCUUACUGUUGGAGAUCUAGUAAUGGUGAAUGGACUGCUUUUUCAGCUUUCAUUACCCCUUAACUUUCUGGGAACUGUAUAUAGAGAGACUAGACAAGCACUCAUAGAUAUGAACACCUUGUUUACUCUACUCAAGGUAGACACCCGAAUUAAAGACAAAGCGAUGGCAUCUCCCCUUCAGAUCACCCCACAGACAGCUACGGUGGCCUUUGAUAAUGUGCAUUUUGAAUAUAUUGAAGGACAGAAAGUCCUUAGUGGAGUAUCUUUUGAAGUCCCUGCAGGAAAGAAAGUGGCCAUUGUAGGAGGUAGUGGGUCAGGGAAAAGCACAAUAGUGAGGCUGUUGUUUCGCUUCUAUGAACCUCAAAAAGGUAGCAUUUAUCUUGCUGGUCAAAAUAUACAAGAUGUAAGCCUGGAAAGCCUUCGGAGGGCAGUGGGAGUAGUACCACAGGAUGCUGUCCUCUUCCAUAAUACUAUUUACUACAACCUUUUAUAUGGAAACAUCAAUGCUUCACCUGAGGAAGUAUAUGCAGUGGCAAAAUUAGCUGGACUUCAUGAUGCAAUUCUUCGAAUGCCACAUGGAUAUGACACCCAAGUAGGGGAACGAGGACUCAAGCUUUCAGGAGGAGAAAAGCAAAGAGUAGCAAUUGCAAGAGCCAUUUUGAAGGACCCCCCAAUCAUUGUCUAUGAUGAAGCCACUUCAUCAUUAGAUUCAAUUACUGAAGAGACUAUUCUUGGUGCCAUGAGGGAUGUGGUCAGACAUAGAACUUCUGUUUUCAUUGCACAUAGAUUGUCAACAGUGGUUGAUGCAGAUGAAAUCAUUGUUUUGGACCAGGGAAAGGUAGCUGAACGUGGUACCCAUUAUGGCUUGCUUGCUAACUCUGGCAGUAUUUACUCAGAAAUGUGGCAUACUCAGAGCAGCCGUGUGCAGAACCAUGAUAACCUCAAAUGGGGUGCAAAGAAAGAAAACAUGUCCAAAGAGGAGGAAAGGAAGAAACUACAAGAAGAAAUUGUCAACAGUGUCAAAGGCUGUGGAAACUGUUCCUGCUAAGUCACAUGAGACUUUUUCUUUUCUUUCAUUUUGUUUUGCUUUGUUUUGGACUACCCUUCAAGUACAAUUCUGCCCUGAAAGCAGAAAUGUUUAAAUUAAAACAAAAGUCAUACAUUCCCAUUUUCUAUAAUUAUUCUUUUAGAUAAGAUUUGUUGAAAGGGGGAUUUGAGUUACAUCUUUCCCAGUCUAUUUUGUGCUAUCUGUAUUUAACCAUGAAUUAUUUUCUUGUUACUGCCCUGGUUAUAGUCAUCACACAAUUUUUGUACUUUGGCUUUACCCCAUUACCCUUUUGAGACCCAGUAUGCAUUUAACAUCCAUAACCAGAUGAAUCGGAUAAGUUUCCAAACUUUUGUAGUUUUUCAAGGCUCCUUUAUGCUGACAAUUUGACAAAAGACAACUUAGUGUCUUUUUCUCAAAAUUAAACAGACUAUAAUAUGAA
Molecule: messenger RNA, 2699 nt
Organism: Marmota flaviventris (yellow-bellied marmot)
Lineage: Eukaryota; Metazoa; Chordata; Mammalia; Rodentia; Sciuridae
Gene: Abcb7
Product: ATP binding cassette subfamily B member 7
Biological process (GO): intracellular iron ion homeostasis; transmembrane transport
Cellular component (GO): mitochondrial inner membrane
Molecular function (GO): ATP hydrolysis activity; ATP binding; ABC-type transporter activity
Source: RefSeq, a predicted model, not a curated record